Messenger RNA from Microthlaspi erraticum, 1314 nucleotides. Lineage: Eukaryota; Viridiplantae; Streptophyta; Magnoliopsida; Brassicales; Brassicaceae. The record is from the annotation of a GenBank genome assembly.
AUGGAGACUGCAACAAGUGUCAACCAACAUGAGCUGAUCUCAUCAUUCGUCGAGAUCGCUGCUGGUCAAACCAUAGAAACCGCAACACGAUUCCUAAAGGCAACAAGCUGGAACCUUGAAGAAGCCAUAAACCUUUUCCUCAUCCAUAGACGUAAUCAACCUCUUUGUCAUCAAAAAUCAUCAUCAGAACAGUAUUGGAGUGAUUAUCAACAAGUAGAAGAACAAGUCCCUCUUCCUCGACCAUCGAUUAGGGAUACUCUCUAUGAUUCUUCUUCCAUGCCUAAAACCCCGGUCAAAGUAUGUCCUGAGGAGAUAUGGGAGCCGGACACACAAGAACCGUCCGGUUCGGCCUCUGUUGGAUCAGAUAUCAGUUUGUCUUCUUUGUACCGUCCUCCUCUGAAACUUGUUUUCCAAGGAACGUUUGAAGACGCGAAAUCAGCUUCUUCUAGAAAGGAUCUGUGGUUGCUAGUGAAUCUCCAAUCCAAGAUCGAGUUUGCUUCUCAUGCUCUUAACAGAGAUUUAUGGUCAAACGAAGCUGUUUCUCAAGCCAUCGAGUCUAGCUUCAUCUUAUGUCAAGUUUAUGAUGAUACCACUGAAGGACAGAAAAUCUCUACUUUUUACAAGAUCGAAUCUGCUCCUCCUGUGGUGCUUCUCAUUGAUCCAGUCACUGGCCAGAAGAUGCGUUCUUGGAGCGGCUUCAUCGAAGCUCAGGGUUUUGUCGAGGAUUUGAUGAAGUACAUCGAUGCUGGUCCUCAUGAACACAUUGCUUCUCUGACAAGUAACAAACGCAUCAAAACAGAGAAGCUUAGUUUUCCACACAACAACAAGGCUGAUGAUCAAGACAUGGCUACCUUCUUUGACAAGGAUUUUAAAGAGUCUUCAGAAGGAGAUAUUUUAAAAAUUUCCGAAAAGGAGGAGUCUUGUUCGUCAAGCAACCAUAUUGAUCACAUCAUGGCACCUUCUUGGGGUGAAGAGUUGGAAGAGUCUGCAGAAGUGGAGGAGGAGGAGACUUGCUCAGAAGAAAAGUUUCCGGUAUUGACAGAUGAGCCAAAGGGAUACUGCGAUCGAAGUAUUGUGUGCAGUCUUUGCGUUCGAUUUCCAGAUGGGAGAAGGAAACAGAGGAAGUUUCUCAAGACUGAACCGAUUCAGCUGCUCUGGUCUUUCUGUGAUUCUCUCAUGGAGGCAUCCGAGAAAAAGGCGUUUAAGUUGGUGCAAGCGAUUCCUGGUGCUUCCAAGACUCUGGACUAUGGAGCUAACUUGACUUUCGACGAAUCUGGGAUCGCUAACUCGAUGAUCUCGGUUACUUGGGAAUGA